AUGAAUAUGACAAAAAAAUAUAUUGGGUUAAAUUGUUUCUUGCCUUACCUUGAAAAGCAUCGUAUUUAUGAAUUGUUUAAUGAUAUUAACACAGAUCUUGUGAUACAAAAACCAAGUGAUCCUCUACACUUCAUCAAGCAUUGGCUGGAAGAAAAUCCAGUCUACCAAGAUCGCCUGAGAAUAAUUCUUAUUCUAUCUUCGCCGGAUUUUGGUAAAUUCGUAAAUUUACCAAGAAAUAAUUCAGAAGCUCGUGCUUUGAAAAGAAAUGGCAUUCUUCCGACUCAUGUCUUUGAAAUAAUUGACAGUUUAGGAGAUAAUUCUCGUGAUAAUGCAUUGAAGGCACAGGUUAGCAAAAAUAACGGCUCUGUUGAUUAUAAUUUACACAUUAAUAGUCUUCGUGAUGAAUACAAGCCUUUUUUACACAAAAUAGAAUCUACGGGAAGAACAUGUGAAGAGAUAGGAAACAUUUGUAUCUCAAUCACAAGAAGACAAAGAUACGAUAUACCGAGUAUUUAUCGUGUAGUAUUGAUAGGUCCACGAGGAUCAGGAUUUAAAACCGUGGCGAAAUAUCUUUCUCAAAAAUACGGCCUUGUAAAUGUUGACUUGGAUUAUCUGUUAGAGCAAACGAAGAAACAAAAUUCAUUGCUCGGCCAAGAGCUACGCUCUUUGGAUUAUCGGGGUACGGUACCCGGCUCGGAGAUGAGAUUUAAAGUCGUGGAGAAUAAAUUGAUGAGCCAGGAGUGUAACAGAAAAGGCUGGGUAUUGACUAGAUAUCCGCUGACUGUUGAAGAUUUUCGGCUGCUGAAUUCGCUUACGACACCUCCAAACAGGAUCAUUUUUCUCAGCGUCGAUCAAGUGACAUGCAGAGAACGAUUACUGUCUCGGCGAUUUAAUAUACUUACCGGAAGCGAGCAUCACUUAACGAUAGACUCAGAUUUUCAGUGUGAUUUUGGUCAAGAAUUGGCUGCUCAUCCGAAAGAUUAUGGUACUAAAGUUGAACAGGAUGUAAGCUAUUUUUUUCUUCUGUUUAAUUUAAUAAUAAUUAUCAUUGUUAUUAUUAUUGAGUGGCUUAAAUGUAUAAAUCUGAAACUGUUUCAAGAAAAUAUUGAGUCGAUAUUAAAGCAUGCUGGGGAUUCAGUAAAUGUUGUCGAUGCGACGUCUGGAAUAAAAAGUGUUUGUGAAAGAGUCGAGGCUUGUUUAACAAGACCGAUUUGUAAUGCUCCAGCUCGUAAAUGA
This is a messenger RNA of Cotesia congregata, 1236 nucleotides long. The record is from the annotation of a GenBank genome assembly. Lineage: Eukaryota; Metazoa; Arthropoda; Insecta; Hymenoptera; Braconidae.